AGAAGCCAUGGUGUAGCUUCAGGCUUUGCUGUAUCCAGGUGCUCUGACAUUGCCAUUGGGGAGGGCUGAAAUACCCUGCAUGGUUGGUGUUCAGUGUGCCCUGCUUUCCUCCCAACCCGUGGAAAGGGGUGAGAUGGCUGUGACUGCUCCCCAAAUCCCAACCCAGGUGAAGUGAGGGCUCUCCCAGCACCCCUUACGACUGGCCUUGCCUAGGUCAUGUAACCUUGCAUUGGGCCAGUCAUGGGCCAGAGCUGUGGUACACUCUGAUUGGCCAGGACUCCAUCAAGCUUCUCUGGGAAGGAAGCUUUAUAGCUCCAUCAGGUAAUAGUGUGGGUGCUCCCCAGAGGAAGGGAGACAGAUAGAACAGGUGCAUCACUCAACUAUCUUACUGGAUGAUGAGCAAUUGUGGGGAAAAAAAAGCUUACCAGCUAGGUUUUCUCAGUUCCUUAUCAAACAAAAAUAGCUUUAUCGAGAAACAGCUUUUCCUUCCCAUGAGGAUUUAUUAGGCACCUGUGUGCCAGGCCCCUCGUUCAACUUCACACCAGCCUGGAAAGGAUUAUUCUCCCAUUUUGCAUGUGGGGAAACUAGAGCCCUAAGAGGCCCAGGGCUCCAAAGUAAUGGACUCCCGACUCCGCAGAACUGAAAAUGGGCAACACAGAGCCACUGCAGGAGGGAGAUAUUAAUUGAAGCCUAACAUACUAUCAGGGCUGCGUGCGCUAAUGGAGGCCGCCUCAGCAGAUGGUUCUGUAAGACCUAAUGCCUUGGCACCAUCGGGUCCCGGGAGCGUAGCUCCACCCACUCCAGCAGGCUGUUAGUGUUUACGCGGUUUUGAGAGAUAACGGCACACACGACGACCUCCACCCUACCGGGACCUUAUCGGCUGCCCCUAGCCCUGCCUGGGCACUACUUGGUGUCGCAGGCUCUGGCCAGCAUUAGAGCUCCUGAACCUAGAUGUGGACGACAGUGCGUCGCGGGUCAGCCUGGCUGGGGACCCUGCGCUGCGCCGAGGGGCGGGGACCCUGGCCGAGGGGCGGAGCGGCGCGUGCGCACAAGGGCGCCGCGGGAAGUUGGAAAUCGGCAGGUCGGGCAGCUGGUCUGGGGGACCGCCGGGGCAUGGGCUCGGCGACAGUCCUGGCGCGGCGGCUGCAGGCGGCGCUGCGGAAGGAGGAGUUGCGGGCAGUGGAGGAGCUGCUGCGCCGUGGUGCUGACCCCAACCUGGUGCUUGAGGAUGGCGCGGCGGCCAUGCACCUGGCGGCCAGAGCCCAGCGCCCGCGGAGUCUGUGUUGCCUCGAGGCCCUGCUGCGCCGAGGCGGGGACCCCAACACUCGAUCGGCCGAGGCGCUGACGCCGCUGCACGUGGCCGCUGCCUGGGGCUGUCGCCGCGGCCUGGAGCUGCUGCUGAGCCAGGGAGCGGACCCCGCGCUGCGCGACCAGGACGGACUCCGGCCUGUGGACCUGGCCGAGCAGCAGGGGCACCAGAACUGUGUGCGUGUCCUUCGGGAGCUGGAGGCUCGGACCAGGACCCCAACACGGACCCGGGCAGACCCCCAGGAGCCAGAGCCCGAGCCCAAGCCUGACAGCCCAGGCCCUUGGGGAAAGGGGCUGAAUAUCAGCCCCUCUGGACCUCCCAGUGUGACACUGGACUCCACAACACUGGGCAGAGGUGAUGACAAGGACAUGAGCCUGGAGGCUGGCCCUGGACCCCCCAGCCUCCUUGCCCACCCUGAGAUUGCUGGCACAGAUGGCAGCUUGGAGUCCCCCCUAGGAUGCUGGGACUGCAGCUCAGUUGCCUCCUUUGUCACCGCAGUUGAGGCCUCUGGAGCUGAGGACCCAACUGCCCACAUGUCCCCCUGGGCUGGUGUCCGACCGUCCCAGAGGGUGCCAAGAUCUUCGGGUACCCCACAGCAGGAACAUCGAGCCCUCGUGGAGGACAGGGAGGCAGAACUAAAUGCCCGUCUGCAGGCCCUGACUCUGACCUUGCCAGAUGCCUCCCCCUCCCCCAAGUUCUUCCCAGAGAGGAGCCCAGCCCAUAGUGCCCCUUGGGAACCACUGCCUGGACCCUCUGACUUCCACAUCCCAAAAGAUGACCAGUUGUCCCUCGACAGUGAUGUGGCUGCCCUCUGGCUGACAGAGGAUGAGGCGAGCGCCACAGGUGGCAGGGACCCCAUCACCUCUUGCCAGUGCCCACCGGACCCCACCACGUCUGACCUGGAGCUGCUGCAAGGGCUCCGGGCACUUGGCAAGAGCCGCGGUUCCAUCACGUCCUUCACCCGGCCAUACUACCUCCAACCACUAGAAGAAGCCCAGGCUGCUCGUGGCCUAGAAUUCUCAGGGCACAGCCCAGAGCUGGCCAAAGCCCUGCGGACCGGCCGUAUCCCAGAUGCCCAGGCAGAUGAGGAUGCACUUGCCAAGCAGUUUGAGCGGCCAGAACCCACCAGACGGUGGCGGGAGGGGGUCAUGAAGUCCAGCUUCACAUAUCUGCUGCUGGACCCCAGGAAGACUCAGAACCUUCCAGCCCGAGCUUUCUCACUGACCCUGGCUGAAUGCCUUCGGAUUUUUGUCCAUGCCAUCUUCUACGUGGGCAAGGGAACACGGACCCGGCCGAAUGUCCACCUCUGGAAGGCCCUUAGCCACCGAGGGUGGCCAGGAAAACAGGCCUGCCCCAAGGUGCGCCAGAUCUUAGACAUCUGGGCCAGUGGUCGCGGUGUUGUCUCCCUGCAUUGCUUCCAGCAUGUGGUUGCUGUGGAGGCUUACACUCGAGAAGCAUGUCUUGUGGAUGCUCUAGGGAUCCAGACGCUGACCAACCAGAAGCAAGGACACUGCUAUGGAGUGGUGGCCAGCUGGCCACCCACCCGGCGCCGCCGCUUGGGGGUGCAUCUGCUGCACCGUGCCCUCCUUGUCUUCCUGGCUGAGGGUGAGCGAGAGCUAUGGCCCCAGGACAUCCAGGCCCGUGGCUGAGCACUGGGGAAUUGGCCAUCCAGCCUAGGUCGAGAUCAGGGUGUUUGAAUGUUCCAGCUGCCCCGCGCUGAGAGCAGCCCCCCAUCUCCAGCUCCAGAAGGCUGGUGGGGGAGCAGCAGGACAAUCUCUCCCUCGGGCUGAGGGAGGAUUUUAUUACAGAUGGAACUGCUGGAUAGGUAGUGAGCUCCCUGUCAUGGGUGGAGAAUAAGGGGAUGUGGGAGGAGAACAAGUAGACCAGAAGGUUCUUUGGAACACUCUGGUGCUUUGAAAUAUGCCAGUGCUUUGGCAGUUUGGUCCUGUUUGGGCAAACAGAGUCCAUUUUUAUCUCCCUGACACAGGGGACCCACAAUGUAGGCUGGGCUGGGGGCUUCCUCAGCCACAUGAAGGGAAUCUGCCCAGCUCAAGAGUUAGGUUUCGCUGCUUCCCAGCUGUGGGACCUUGGACCAGCAAGUUCUCUGUCUGAGCCUCACUGUCCUCAGUUGUACACAAUGGGGAAAGUGCGAGGUUCUACCUCAGGGGGUCACUGAGGAAAUCAGAUUAAACCGUCAUGGGGUAAAGUGUUCGGCUCAGAGCCCUACUGAGCCAGAGGCAGCCCUGCAGGCGGAAAUUCUCUGGGGGAAGGCGGCGGGUGUCGGGAUGUUCUCGAGGUACCGGGGAUGUUCUCGAGGUACCGACUUGUGUAUUGAGGGGUGGGCAGAGCUGGGGAGGUCAUCGCGGUGUGGGUGUGAGACACCAGCUCUCCUUGGCAUCACUGUGUGACUGGAGCCUCCUGGUGUUGCUUCUCUGAACCUGUUUCUUCCACUAUAAAAUGGGAUCACUAACCCCAUCACUAACCUCUUUGCUCUUUAUGCAAAAAGCUUCAGUAAGUGCCAAGCCACUAUCCUGGUGAGGUGGUGGCAGGAUCACUUAAAUUUUCCAGAACUUGCUUCUUCAAAGCAGUCCAGUGGGUUUAGGGACUUGGUGAGAUCCGCUGCCUCAUUGGGUUCGUCACCUGCCUGUCAUCGUGGCUCAGAGAACCAGGUCCUGCAGGGGGCGGGCUAAGGUUCCACCUGCCUCCUGGCCUCCACUACUGAGCCCCUGGCUACUCUGGCUGCUAUGGUAAUUAGGGUUCCUGCCUCUGGAGUGGGCCUGGGCUCUACCAUUUUAACUGAGCUGAAGAAACCUCACUCCGAGCUUCCCUUUCCUCAUGUGUAAGACAAGUAAUUCUCCCAGACACCAAAUAGGUGCUUGAUAAAGUGGUAGCAAUUAAAACAGCAUGCUGGGACUUCCCUGGUGGCGCGGUGGUUAAGAAUCCGCCUGCCAAUGCAGGGGCCACGGGGUCAAGCCCUGGCCCGGGAUGGGAAGAUCCCACACGCCGCAGAGCAACUAAGCCCGUUCGCCACAGCUACUGAGCCUGCGCUCUAGAGCCCGCGAGCCACAACUACUGAGCCUGCGCUCUAGAGUCCGUGAGCCACAACUACUGAAGCCCGCAUGCCUAAGAGCCCGUGCUCCACAACAAAAGAAGCCACCGCAAUGAGGAACCUUCACACCGCAACGAAGAGCAGCCCCCGCUUGCCGCAACUAGAUAAAGCUCGUGUGCAGCAACGAAGACCCAAUGCAGCCAAAAAUAAAUAAAUAAAUUUAUUUAAAAAAAAAAAACCAAACAGCAUGCCAUCUCCCAAGAAUACACAAACAGAAAGAAUCCAGAGACAUCCCUCCCCCCGCCAAAAAAAGAGGCCCAGAAGAGGUGGGAUUUGUCUAAAACACAGGGUAUCCCAACCUUAGCCCUACUGACUUUUGAGACCAAGUUACUCCUUGCAGUGGGGGCCGGGGGCCGUCCUGUGUACUGUAGGGUGUCGGGCAGCAUUCCUGUACUCCACCCACAAGAUUCCAGGUGCACCUCCCCCUCCAGUUGUGACAAUCAAACGUAUCUACAGAAUUUGUCAACCAACAGCAGUGCCCCUGUAAGAACCCCUUUAAAUUAAAGGUGGGUUCACAAACCAGUGGGGAAAGGACCAAAGGUGCAGCAACUGAGGGGACAAAUCUCCCACUGGACACACAAACCAUGGGUAAACCUAGAUAUACAUACAUUAGAAUAAAAUAUAGAGGACCAAGAGCACAGCCAUGGAGCAGGGAAAUCCAGAGAAAUCUGGAUUCAAAAAAAAAAGAUUCGAAAUAAAAAUCAUCAUGACAAAAGCCACUCAAAACCAAGUUAUACGAUAAAAUGGGACAGUAAGAGGUACUAACUUGCUGUGUGGUGUGGAGUGAAGGGGAUUCAAUGAACCUAUGGGUGUCAGGCACUCAGCACAGGGCUUUGCAUACAGCUGACACAAUUAUGGCUACUGGAAUCAGAUGCAACCGUCCUCGGAUCCUCACCUCAACUUCAGCAUCGACCUCAGUUGGUUCUCCUUCUCCCCUCCAGGGACGGGCAGCUCACCCCCUAUCCGCCUUCUGCUCCGGAAAUACUGCCCAAGUAGCCCCUGCAUUUUGAGGAGGGAGGGGAACUCGGGAAACAAGCCUGAACGGCCGACAUCCUCAAGUCUCUGUGGGCCAGCCCUGAAGGGGAGGCACUCGACUCAGUUCAGUCUGCACUUGAGGAAACUGAGGCUCAGGGCGGCCCCGCGCUUCGGUCACCCAACACAGGCCUGGAGGCUCAGAUUGUCACUUUUUAUUGAGUUACAAGUUGAGGUGUGCGGGUUCGGUGGUGCCAGCCCCUCCCAAACCCUCCCUCCUUGGGCCACAAUAGCUCCCAGCGCCGAGGAAUGGGGGGUGG
Globicephala melas (long-finned pilot whale) is the source of this 5710-nucleotide messenger RNA. It is a transcript of the gene ANKLE1, whose product is annotated as ankyrin repeat and LEM domain containing 1. Lineage: Eukaryota; Metazoa; Chordata; Mammalia; Artiodactyla; Delphinidae. The record is from RefSeq and is a predicted model, not a curated record. Gene Ontology annotation, cellular component: nucleoplasm; cytoplasm. Gene Ontology annotation, biological process: double-strand break repair via homologous recombination; resolution of meiotic recombination intermediates. Gene Ontology annotation, molecular function: protein binding; DNA endonuclease activity.